AGGGUUUUUUUUUUCUUUUUUGUUUGGUCGGCCUGUUUGUAGCAGUCGACACGAUCCCGACGGAAAAUAUUGGUGUCAAAGGUGACCCGAACCGAGUUAUCACCCCCUCUCUUACCUGUAAGAAAGGGGACAUAACACACACACACACAUUAAGACACACACGUAUCGUACAAGGGGGCUGGUGUGCUUGAAAGCUUUUCUUGGCGAAUAGAGUUGUUAGUGCGUGCUUGGGUUUAUUAUGGCCUCCACUACCCUUUCAGAAAUAGAUUCAAUAAUGUGAUUGUCAAUUCUAACAUUGGAUUACAUCUUAUUUCCAUAACUGUUUCUUGAGAAACAUUAAUCUGUAAUUAAUUAUUCCAUACAGCAGGACCAUGUCUUCCAAUACCGUUUCCUCGUUCUUCACGAGGUUUCGUCGAGAUAAAUCCAAAGAGCAGAAAGACCCGAAAAAACGAUUCUCAGUUCCGGUUUUCAGCAGCUCCGUGGACGCUGAGCCAAGCGAUCACCAACAUCGUGAUGUGGAGAUAACUCCUUGUCCCUCGCCUACCUCCCCUGCUUUGAAGAGCACAGAAAAUAAAACGAGGUCACCGAAAAGUAGCAGGGUCAAGGAGAACCCCAACUCUAAAUCGUCUGACGGAAAGAAGAGAGGCGGGGCGUUGUCGUACCUCCUGUGCAUGUCCAGAAACGCUGAUACAAUUGACAGGCAUAACGUUACAGGACUCCCCCCUAACCCAAAUAAAAAGUCUAAGAACAAAAACUUUGAAGGAAACGCCCCUGUCAACGAGGCAAUAAACAAAGAAAACAAAAAAGCAAGCAAGAAGAAAAAACCAGUGAAAGGUUGGUUCUCUGUUGAAAGCAUCGUCCCACCUGAUUUUCUCGUCGGCCAAGAACAGUCCAAAGAAAACAUCUACGGCCCUAUGUACCAGCCGACAAGAGGCCCUAGCCAAGGCGUCAGGUAUCGGGUCGACGGUACCCUCGAGAAACCUUACGUCUUCCCCUCGGGCUUUACCUUCGGGCCCGAAGGCCGGAAGCUGAAAUUACGGAGGAGCACCCCUGAUUUCAAGUCCACCAAAAGCAGAUCUGAACUCAAACUGGAAAAUAUUCAAGCCGAUGUUCACCUGCCGACAUCCACUUCGGACGAAUUCAUUUCUGAUCAAGACUUUUUUCUCAAGUUCGAUGCGGCAAAUCAAACCUCCAGGCGUAAUCAUCAUCGCUACAGCAUGCCGGAAGUUCCAGAUGUGCAUGAUUUUUUCUCUCCAAAUAAUAUCAUGAGCAGCAACGAAAGUAAUCUGGAACUAUCUAGGAACAAUUCUUCGAAUACUCAGCCCAGAGAUUCGAAAUACAAGAAUAAUUUAUAUAACGAAACGAAAGCAAAAGACGAAAGUAAUCGAGGCAGUAAAAGGAAUCGAUACAAGAAAAAUCGCUACAGCAUGCCUCCCAAAAACGACGACUUCGUCUACAUGGGCAGCUUCGAAAAUUUGAAUCUUUGCGAUUCUUUGGAGAAACGGCAGAACGCGGAGAAUGAGAGACUCACGAAGGAGGAAAUGAAGAAAGAGAAAAAGAAAAACCGAUACAGCAUGCCGCCGAAAAACCCAGACUGUGUGUACAUGGGAAGUUUCGAGAACAUUCAUUUUAAAUUCAACGGGGAGAAGGGAGUCGACCCUGUUUUGUCUUUGCCUACAAAAGAUGCCAGUUUAUCUAGGAGUUACUCCUCGUCUGCUAGCAGUAGUCGAAAACUGGACAAUGAGGAUGAGUUUAAGUUAUCAAGCAAGGCGAUGAAGACAUUUAAAAAAGGCAAUGUUGAGCAGGUCACUUCUGCAAACAGAGAUUCUCCAAAAAAUUUAAGUCGGCCGCUGGCUGGAAAGCUGCAGGAAAAGAAACAUGAUCUUGAGCCGGACACAUUUGAUGAAAACCUACAGGUCACUAACAAAUCAAAUUUCCCCAACGCUUUUACUCGCUCCGCAGGAAGAUCCUCCUGCAUGCCUGGUAACAAGAGAUCUUUAGCACCUCCACCUGCUGUGUUUGGUUCUGUGACUGUCUCCACUCCUGACCCUUCCAUCCAUUCCAAAGGAGAGUCUACUGAUGGGAAAAGUUUUAAGCUUCCACCUCCGCCAAAUCACACUCCGUCUUGGGAGGAGAUGGAGAAGGUUCAAGUCCGCUUGUCUGAGAUAGCCCGAGGCUGCCACAAAGGUUCUCAAGCUGAUAUUAGCUUCGAUGCUGAAACCAUGAACAUGGAGGAUAGAGACCAGAACGUCAGCGGACUGAAAAGAAUCUCAUCGACUUCUGCCAGUUCCGAUGUCGUAAACGUUUCAGGCAAACACAAAGCUAGCAAAGAAGUUAUUUACGACAUUCCAAAAUCUAAUAAGAAAUUGGUCAAGCAAAACAACACGGAAUCUGUGCAUAAUCAGCAGGCAUCAAAAACAGAAAUGGACCAUUCUAAUAGCUCUAACGACAGUGUUUUUGAAUCCUCCAUUAAAGUGACCAAUACCUCACUACCCAAUAAAACUGACAAUAAGAAAAACUCAUAUUCAAACGUAGAGAUUAUUAACUCGGCAGGAAAACAAACAGUCCACACAAUUAGUAAACCCAGAAACGACUAUGAAUUCAUGUAUCUCUGCUCUACUCCUCAAAUUUCCGUGGCUGCUGAUACGAAACCCAAGCCAUUAAAGUCUUCCGACUCCAUGCGUCUGGACAAAGGACACGUCAUCAUUGCCCCACAAGCACCCAGGGCAUUAACCAGUUCAGAGACAGACGCUUCUAGAAGAAGUGCCGUCGUGACCUCUACGCCAAAAGUUGUCAGAAAGCCCACUUUCACCGAGAAAGAGUCUGAACACUCGAGACCCGUCCCCUCCCCGAGAAAACGCAGCAGCGGAAAUAGAAACAGUGCUGUGACUGAGGACACGCCUUUGACUGUUGUUAAAAUUGACGACUUUGAUAAUUUGGGCACAAACUCCCCAAAUGUCAGCGCUACAACUCCACAGCCAAAGGCCGCCCCUGUUCCGAAAAAAAGAACUAAUUUGUCGUACAGUUCUUCAGCAUGUUCUCACAGCGAGGCAGAGAAAAAGUUUACAGCCUUAGCUCGUGAAGCGAACUCAAAAGAAAUAGUUCAUCAAAGUAUAACAUCUCCAGAUUGCAAGAGUCAGGCAAGCCCCACUGAUGACGCCAAACAUAUUUAUGAAGAUAUUGUAAUCAACAAGCAACCACAGCCAACGUCUCAUAUAGAUCCAAAAAAUAAUCCUUACCAAGUGUGUGGAAGCCUUUUUACCUCAGAGAAGCUAGAAAAAGAGCUACUCUACUUCAAAAAGAGGCCGAAGGCACCUCGCAAGGACACAUCGGCGCUAUCCGCCUUCCUGCCCUUGUCACCGCUGCAGACGUUAAAGCUUACUUCCUCUCCCCUGGCUAAGAGGAAGUUCGAGGCUUCAGAAAACUGGCCUCGCCCCUUGUACACCGGCUUGUCUACUUCCACCUCGGACCUGGCGGACAUGACCGAGCUGCUUGACCCCAACUACUCCAACUGGCUGGUGCCGGGCCCCGGGUUCUAUGACGACGACAACUGCGUGGCAGACGAUGAGCUCAGCGCGUGCAACGAGGAGGACUGGGGGGACGAUGGCGUCGGGGUCAAGGUGAAACGCGGGUCACUGAGAAAGUGGGCGUCGGCGGACGAUAUCAUACGAAGUGGAAGUAUAGUUGACAGAUCAAUGAUUCUUGCCAAGAGAAGACGCCUUCGUAAACGUCAUAAGAAGUCGCACCCUGCCGCCUCCACUGCAACCGCUCCAAGUGCAACGCAUCAUCAGAAACAUCUUCCUCUGCCUAAAGCUGUUACCUCCACCAACAGUCACGGGGUCAACGUUCUUGCCAAAAGUAGAAAAACCAACACACCCAGAGGAGGUGAGCGCCCCCCUCUGAACCACACAGACUCCGGCCAUGACAGUGACAUCAUCUCCCCGUGUGCCAGCCCUUGCGCCAUCGUUGAGAGCUACAUUGGUGAAGGGGAGGAGCCGAACCCAAGGCGUCAGCCAAGUGCCUCCAAAAAGUCUUGGGAAGUUCGGCUUCAGAAUCUGCAGUGGCAAAGAAAAAUAAGAUCAAGAGAGAAUCUGUCAGAAUCGUUAGUUUGAAUUCCAUUUAUACAAAUUUGACACACCACAUUUGAGUAGGAUGUAUUUCCAAUAUAAUAUGUUUAAUGGAAACUGUGUAUAGAAUACAGAGGUUAUACAAUGUAAAAGUCAUGUGUACAUAAACAUAUAUAGCAUAAAUAUACAUUCUAUUAAUAUUUUUGUGCCUUUUACACUAAGGGAAGCAACACAUUAAUUUUUUGAUGAAAUCAAAAUUAAUGAUUUCUCCUCCUUGAUUACAAAUACUAUGACCCUUGCCCCCACAUUAAUUUGUAUUAUAUGUCUCAUUUUAAUUGAACAUAAUCAUACAGGAUGUUUCCUUUGGGCUAUUUCCAACGUAAUUAGCACACUACAUGUAAAAUAUUUAUACAUUACAUUAAGGCAGAGGAAAUGACUUCUCCAUUUCAUACUUGGCCUAGUCAUUGUCCAGAAUGUCUAUACAAUCUCUGCAAUGACUAGAGCUGCUUCAGGCAAAGUGUGAAAUGUUGAUGUUAUGUAACAAGGCUUCAGAACUUUCCAUUUUUAUGUCUGAAACAUUUGAUAUAUAUCUUUGUAAAAUGUUUUACAUGUUCUGGGUGUUCCUACAGAGCUGAAGAUAAUCUACUUCCUAGUCCAAUCUUUCAGCAGCAAUGGCAGUAUUGAGGAAAUGAACCCUGGACCAUCAAGAAAAUUGAUCAAUUGUCUAGCACGUAUGCUGCACUACCAGGCAGCCCUAUUUGGCAAUUUAGAGAUAGACCAAAUUUUAAAAGAUCUAUACUAUAGCUUUACUUGUCUUCACAAAAAAAAAAGGGUCUCAACAUAAGGGAUUUUAUUAGUCUCAAAAUUUAGAUGGUUUAUCAACUUUAUAAUCAACUAAAUGUCAGGUUGAUCUAAUCAAUUUAAAGUCCAAACCACAUAAAAAAAAAAAAGAAGACAGAAAUUGAUUCUCCAAUGAAAGACUUUUUUUUUCCCAGCUAAGUACUAAUUAAGAAAAUGUUGGGCAUGGAGUUGUUUUUUUAUGCAAAUGAUGAACUUGCGUAAAGGGUCACAUGGUCUGAGAAGUCUAUGAUUAAAGUAAAUGAUAGGUUUACAGUCUUUGAUUUACUAACAUUCCUCAUUAAAUACAUGGUUGUUUUACGUGAGUCUGAUGUUCCUUCAGAGUUGAAGGUAAUUUACUUCCUAGUCGAAACCUCCCGCAGGAUGACGGGGGGAUGGAAGGGAGGGUUGGUUGGAACCUGAGACCAUCAAUAAAUCAGAAUUACUGUCCAGCAAGCAAGCUUCACGACCAGGCAACCAUCCUGUAAGCCUUUAGAUCUCACUAUAUAUCACUUGUUUUGACUUGGUUCUAUAUACAUAUAUAUGUAUUUAAAUGGAGGUGAAUGGUAACCUUAAUUGGGUAUCACAGCAUUUGUUUCCACACAAGAUAUUUUACAUGAAGCAAAGAAUAAGAAAUAGCUGAGAAAUACAAUAAAAGAGUCUACAAGCAGAACAUGUAGAAGAAGAGACUUUUUUUUCCUCAGCUUUGCCUUCACUUUCACUUGUCUCCACUUGUCCUAGCAUAUGGAAUAAGAAAUGUGCCUUUAUUUUGCGUCUUUCUGAGUAUUUUUUUAGGUUUUGUAUUUGUAAAUUAUGGUUCAAUUAGGUUCAUAGUUUUUAUGUAUUACUGCCCUUUUACCUUUUAGUUUUCUGUACUGAAGGUUCUCUAAAUUUACUAAUUUUACUAAUGUUAUAAUUCUAAUAAAAUUUUAAUAUUCAUUUGUUAUAAAUCUCACAGCUAUAUUUUGCUUCUGUUCUAAUUUUAGUAUUUGCCUAACCAAAGUUUAGUUUUAUUCUCUUGUUUGAUAUUUUAAAAACUUAUUUUAAUAAACCCUAAUGCUUUGUUUCAUUUUUUAAUAAUUUCAUCAAAAUGGGGAUUUCAUAUCAAGUUAUGGGCUUUACUGUCUGUAUGGACUGUAGCACUGUUAACACCCCUACACUUUUAAUACAAUAUGUUCAUAUUUCUCUUUCACUUCUGACACCGAUAUGUUACUGUCUGACUUUUAGUUUGUAGCUAGUACAACUAAACUGAUUUUGGUGUAUUAAAUUUUUUAUGUAGAACAUGAAGUGAAAAUAGCAAGGUUAUUUUGAACAAACUGAAAAUGACUUGAUGGUAGAUAUACAUUAAAACACAAAUGAAAUGAUAACUUAAACACUAAAACUAAACGUGUUUUCCAUUUCAUAUCUCUUGAUAGUCUCCCCUUUCUUCCACUUUUUACCAGUAUUUAUUUACUUGAAUUAUCGCAGACCACCUCAAAAUUUUAUCAGAUAUUCUUGAAUCUACAUAAACAAAUCAUUUGCCCCUUUUCGUCUACCCUAUUACAUCAAAAACAUGUACAUACAUUCCAUGCCAACAAAAGUCAACUUGCUGACUUUAAAUUAUCAGAAAUGAAAAGGGAAAAUGUUAGUUUAGAAUCCUACUACCACACAGGGCCAGAUUUAAGCAUGGGGAGGCCCCUACAAUUUUUUAGAAAGCUUGAAUAAAGAUACACCUAUGAAUGAAAAUACUUAUAUUUAGAAGCGAGCUAUAUUUUAGAAGAAAGAAAGAGAGUUCUUGUCAAUUUAAUCUGACAUAUUUUAGUUUAAAAAUUUUAUUAUUUUGAGUUUAGGAAGGUAAGGCUCUUCGUAGAUGCACUGUCAUCAAUCCGUAAAUUUACUUAUUCAUAACAUGCUACAAGAGUACACUUCUUAAUCACAACAUUUUGCCAGCCAUAAAAAUGCAAAAAAAAACGGAAAAAAAAACUGAAAAGUUUCUUGCCCAUCAAAAUUCUGAUAUAUUUUAAUCUCUUUUGUGGUUGUAGCCCCACUUUUCUCAUAAAAUCUGGCCCUGCUACCACAGAUACAGAUUCAAUCCCUGAAGUUACAAAAAUACCUAUAGAUUACAUUUUAGUUUCUUUUUUUUUUAAAUUUAUAUUUGAUAUUAAAGUAGGAUUUAAACUCUGGACUAUUGGUUCUACAUCUUCAUUGUAAUAUAAAAUAUAUGUUUUCAUUGAGUAAUAAUGUUUUGUUUCUUGCUAGGUUAAGAUUUGAACCAGGAUUUUUAAAUUCACAAUUCAACCACUGCCCUCCCAUCAUAUCAUAAUAAUUAUGUUCUCUAGAAUAUUCAUUCUUUUUUUAAAGUACCACGCUAUUUACAGCCUAAACAUGAUUACAUUAUGUAUAAUUUGUAAAUUUUAGUUUAAAAUUAGGUACAUUUGAUUAAUUCUAUAUGAGAUGUUAUUGUAAGGAUGUAUAUACUUUUUUUUUGUUCUUAUUUUAUGUAUCUAAAAAUAUUCAUUAAUUUGAUUAAUACUAAAUAAUUUUCAUGAAAAUAAAUUGUUUUAUAUGCCCCUUGAAUGUUUUAUAUGCCCUUUUGAAUGUUUUAUAUGCCUCUUGAAUGUUUUAUAUGCAUUUUGAAUGUUUUAUAUGCCUUUUGAAUGUUUUUUCAUGCCCUUUGAAUGUUUCAUAUGCCCUUUAAACUAUUGACUUUAAAAAGGGAACAAAUUAGUUUAAUGACAUUUACUCUGCAGCUAAAUGCAUUUUUUUUUUAUCAAAGGCAGCUGUUUUUUUUCUUCUAAAUGAAUUAUACUUAGCUUAGAGUUAAAUGACUGAAUUUGUCAUCAGUAUCCGUCCAAAAAAUUAUAACAUAUUAGUCCAGCGUUAAGAUGAUGAGACCAAUCCAGGUUAUAGAGUUUUGUUAAAAUAGCUUUUGGACUUCUCAGUUUAUAUAUCCUUCAGUGUAAUAGAUGAUUAUAAUAAUUAGCUUAUACAUCCUUCAGUAUAACAGUAUAACAGAUGAUUGUAAUAAUUAGCUUAUUAUACCUCCUUCAGUAUAACAGAUUAUUAUAAUGAAUAGCUUAUACCUUUUUCUGUAUAACAAGAUGAUGAUAGUCUACAGUCCAUUAAAAUUCUUGGUUCAAGUUUGAAGAUGAAGUCAAAAGCUCAUCAAGUAUGCCAGGAAGACAUUGAUUGAUGUUUACAUUUUUCAGUUGUUCUUUUUAGCCAGUUAAUAUUUUGAGCUGUAAAAUGCGGUGGCCGAGUUGUAACAUUCUUGGCUUCUGAACAGAGGGGUCCUGAGUUUGAAUCCUGGUUUAGGCUGAGAUUUUGAAUUCAAGGAUUUUAAGGGGUCCACCCAACUCAACUGGGUAACUGACAUAUGCUAGGGAAGUCAAAAAUUUUGUUUGUUUUGCUGGCCACAUGACACCUUUAUUAAUAGUGGACCAUAGAAAUAAAUGAGCUUUAGCAUUAUCUGCCUCUCACAUAUUGCAUAGUCUUUUCAAGGGGUGGGGGAUUUUAACUUUUUAAAUAUUUUGAACAAUUUACUCAGCAUUUAUUUCUGUCUCGCAUUUCUGUAUCUGAUGUAUGAUGAUUUGAACUUUGUCCAAACUCUCUUUGAAUGUUUAUUAACUAUGUUUAUUCAUAUAUUAUAAAGUUUAUUUGAAACAAAAUUGUUGGUGAUUUAAUCUUUGUUUACUAUAGAAGUUUAAUGUGCAAGCACACAUUAAAGUACUUACUUUCAUGUGUUAAAUUUUCUACACAUUUAGGUAAUUUCUUAUAUUGUUAUUUCUGUACUUUUUUUUAAUAGCUAUAGCAUUGAUACUGAAUUAUAGAAAUAGUCUUUAUAAAUGUUAAAGAUCCACAAAUGUUACAAUUAUGUAGUGAUAUUAAAAUUGUGAAUAUAUGAUGUUUACUAUAUACAAUUAAAUGAUAAUUAGUUUUCUAAA
Messenger RNA from Biomphalaria glabrata, 8827 nucleotides. RefSeq lists its product as uncharacterized. The transcript is spliced from 3 exons. The record is from RefSeq and is a predicted model, not a curated record. The coding region runs from base 372 to 4112 and encodes 1246 amino acids. Lineage: Eukaryota; Metazoa; Mollusca; Gastropoda; Planorbidae.